UGAACACGUGGUCAAACUCGUGGCUUCAUCUCUUCCAGUCCGUGAAAGAAGAAGGCGGUGCCGGAACCUCGCCGGAAAACUCGCCGAUCUUCAUCUCGAAACUUGUUUGAGGCUGCUUGCACGUUCUUCAUACCUCCAAUCGCCGUCGAUCUCUGUAAAUGCAAAAGCCCUAAUCUCAAAAACUCAACCUUUCUCUCUCUGAGUCAAACUGAUGUUAGCGAUUCGAUCAUCGAAUCACUUCCGAUGCAUUUCUUCUCUCUGCACUAAAACCCGAUUCUCCUCCGCAUUGGUCUCUCUCAAUCGCCAAGUUUCUCCCUUUCCCUCCUCAUACCUCCACAGAGCAAUGUCUUCUUCUCGCCCCUCUGCAUUUGACGCUCUCAUGUCGAAAGCUCGCGCAUCCGCCAAGAAGAAAACGACACCCCAAGCUUCCAAUUCAUCUCCCUCCCCGAACAAAAGAAAAAUCGCGAAAACCCAAGACGCCGAUUCGCCAAAGGCGGAAGCUUUUCCCGAUGAACCCAGAUCAGAUUCGCCGUCAAUUGCGGAAGAUUUGAAGAAGGGAGCGAAAACCCAAGACGCCGAUUUGACAAAGGUGGAGGCUUUUCCUGAUUCGGAUAAACCCAGAUCGUCAAUUGCGAAAAAGUCUAGGACUUUGAGUCAGACGGAUAAAGUCGACGAAUUGAAGAGUAAGAUUGUGUUGCUGAAGAGGAAGCCUGGCGAAUUCGAUCCGGAGAGAGUUUGUUGUUGGGAGAAAGGGGAGAGAGUUCCGUUUCUGUUUGUGGCAUUGGCGUUUGAUUUGAUUUCAGCUGAGAGUGGGAGGAUUGUGAUUACUGAUAUUCUGUGUAACAUGUUGAGGACUGUUAUUGCCACCACUCCUGAUGAUUUGGUCGCUACUGUUUAUCUUGCGGCCAACGAGAUUGCUCCUGCUCAUGAAGGGGUGGAGUUGGGGAUUGGUGAAGGUUCUAUUAUCAAGGCCAUCUCUGAAGCUUUUGGUAGAACUGAGUCCCAGGUUAAGAAGCUGAAUACGGAACUAGGAGACUUGGGGCUUGUAGCAAAAGGAAGCCGUUCGUCACAGACUAUGAUGUUCAAGCCAGAACCAUUGACUGUUGUCAAGGUUUUCAAUACUUUUCGACAAAUUGCUAAGGAAAGUGGAAAAGAUAGUACAGAAAAGAAGAAGGAUCGGAUGAAGGCACUUCUUGUGGCAGCAACAGACUGUGAACCUCUGUACUUAACUCGUUUACUUCAGGCAAAAUUGCGGUUAGGAUUCUCAAAUCAGACUGUCUUAGCUGCCUUGGGACAAGCAGCUGUUUAUAAUGAAGAGCACUCAAAGCCACCCCCAAAAACCAAGUCUCCUUUAGAGGAGGCUGCGAAGAUUGUUAAACAAGUAUUCACUGUGCUUCCUGUGUAUGACAUUAUUGUUCCUGCUCUUCUAACUGGCGGUGUGUGGAAUCUUCCUAAAACUUGUAACUUCACACUUGGUGUACCUAUUGGGCCAAUGCUUGCAAAACCAACAAAAGGUGUAGGCGAGAUACUGAAUAAGUUCCAGGACACAGUUUUCACAUGCGAAUACAAAUAUGAUGGAGAACGUGCACAGGUACAUUGUAUGGAGGAUGGUACAUUCGAGAUAUAUAGUCGAAAUGCUGAAAGAAACACUGGGAAGUACCCUGAUGUUGCUCUUGCGUUAUCAAGAUUAAAGAAGCCUUCUGUGAAAUCUUUUAUCCUGGACUGUGAGGUUGUUGCUUUCGACAGGGAGAAAAAGAAGAUUCUUCCGUUUCAGAUUUUGAGCACUCGAGCGCGUAAGAAUGUGAACGUCAAUGAUAUCAAAGUUGGCGUGUGCAUCUUUGCUUUUGACAUGUUGUAUCUAAAUGGCCAGCAACUUAUCCAGGAGAAUCUUGAUAUUCGCCGAGAGAAGCUAUACGGAUCAUUUGAGGAAGAUCUUGGAUAUUUCCAGUUUGCAACUGCUCUAACAUCCAGCGAUAUCGAUGAAAUACAAAAGUUUCUUGACGCUUCUGUUGACAUUGGGUGUGAAGGGCUAAUCAUUAAAACAUUGAAUUCAGAUGCGACAUAUGAGCCUGCAAAGCGAUCCAAUAAUUGGCUAAAACUGAAGAAAGACUAUAUGGACAGCAUUGGGGACUCUGUGGAUCUUGUACCAAUUGCUGCUUUCCAUGGACGUGGCAAACGCACAGGUGUCUUUGGUGCAUUUUUACUAGCUUGCUACGAUGCUGAUAAGGAAGAGUUCCAGAGCAUUUGUAAAAUAGGUACUGGAUUUUCUGAAGCUGUGCUUGAAGAACGGUCUACCAGUCUCCGGUCCAGAGUGAUUCCUACUCCUAAACAAUACUACCGAGUUGGAGACAGCCUCAAUCCAGAUGUUUGGUUUGAGCCCACUGAGGUCUGGGAAGUGAAGGCAGCUGACUUGACCAUUAGCCCUGUGCAUCGUGCAGCUAAUGGAAUUGUGGAUCCUGAUAAGGGAAUUUCUCUACGUUUUCCUCGUUUACUCCGUGUACGGGAAGACAAGAAGCCAGAGGAAGCAACAUCAUCUGAACAGAUUGCUGAUAUGUACCAAGCUCAAAAACACAACCAUCCAAGCAAUGAAGCCAAAGGUGAAGAUGAUUGAACAAUUGUAAUCUGGUCAUGGAGCUUAUUGUACGCACAAUGUGUGUUUGAGUUUUCUACCUUAACUGCUAAUGAAAACAAAACAGUUUUUAGAAUAAGUUAAUUCGAGGUCUGGAAUAGGUAGGUUUACAGUAACAGGAUGGUAUGUUAAGAAAAUCAAAUAAUCUUUUCUUAAUUAAAAAAAAA
This is a messenger RNA of Brassica oleracea var. oleracea, 2796 nucleotides long. Its product is annotated as DNA ligase 1-like. Gene Ontology annotation, biological process: DNA biosynthetic process; DNA repair; lagging strand elongation. Gene Ontology annotation, molecular function: ATP binding; DNA binding; DNA ligase (ATP) activity. Gene Ontology annotation, cellular component: mitochondrion; nucleus. Lineage: Eukaryota; Viridiplantae; Streptophyta; Magnoliopsida; Brassicales; Brassicaceae. The record is from RefSeq and is a predicted model, not a curated record. Bases 212 to 2611 code for a protein of 799 amino acids. The transcript has 15 exons.